AUGAGCAACAUCCGAGUCGCAAUUGUCGGUGGCGGUCCCGCCGGCCUCACGCUCGCACGGCUCCUCCAACUCAACAACCUCUCGUGCACUGUUUUCGAACUUGACUCCGACUCGCUUGGACGAGUUCAAGGCGGAACAGUCGACUUGCACCCACGGGGAGGCCAGCUCGCCCUGCACCAUGCAGGUUUGACCGAGGAAUUCAGGAGGCUUUCUCGUCCAGAAGGUGAAGCAAUGAAGUUGCUCAAGUAUGACGGCACCAUUGUCUAUGACGAGAAUACCAUGGGCAAUACUCGACCUGAGGAGUAUGCGGAUCGCCCAGAGAUUGAUCGAACGAAGUUGCGGCAAUUGCUCCUCAAUUCGUUGAGACCGGGGACCGUGGUUUGGGGCAAGAGGCUGCAAUCUGUACAGAAGUCGUCAUCACAGGCUGGGAAAUAUGACCUCCAUUUUCAAGACAGCAUGGAGGGAGGAUUCGACCUCGUCGUUGGUGCAGAUGGAGCUUGGUCGAAAGUGCGCUCAUUCCUCACAGACAAGCAACCCUAUUACUCGGGCAUUACUGCCAUUGAGCUGUGGGCCUCGGAAGUCGACAAAAAGCACCAGUGGUUGAGCGACUUCGUGGGUGCAGGGAAUUGCUUCAUGUUCGAUGAAGGGCGGGCAAUUCAAUGUCAGAAACUGGGAAACGACAGCAUCCGAGUCUACGCUGGUGUGCGACAACCCGAAGACUGGCUUGAGAAAUGUGGGAUCGACUGGUCUUCACCCGUGGAAGCAAGAAGGGGCCUCGUUGAGAAGUAUUAUGCCGACUGCAGUGACGAUCUGAAGCGAGCCAUCUUAGACGCGAACGACAAGCUCGUCCCGCGCCGAAUGUGGAUGUUGCCCGUAGGCUUUCGGUGGAAGUCCCAUGUAGGAGUGACGUUACUGGGAGACGCUGUUGGACAAAGCCUCUUUCACCUCACCGCAAACGGUAGACUGGAGGCGCUUAUAAAGAUAGGCUCUCACCCCCAGGUAGAUUGUAGAUCCUUAAGCAAUACAUCAUCCUUUAAAACAGACGCAGCUCAUGUGAUGACUCCUUUUGCAGGCGUCGGGGUCAACCUUGCCAUGGUCGAUUCCUUGGACCUUGCGAAGGCCAUCAUCGGCUGCGCCGGGGACUGGGAAAAGUUACCGGAUGGUAUCAAAUCGUAUGAGGCUGAGAUGCUGAGUCGGGCCGAGCAGUUCGCAAAGAAGACUUACAAAGGCUUGAUAAAUCAUUUCAGCACUGAUGGAUGCGAGGAAAUGGCCGGACGCUUGAGAGGAAGAUAG
Cladophialophora psammophila CBS 110553 is the source of this 1293-nucleotide messenger RNA. RefSeq lists its product as uncharacterized. The coding region runs from base 1 to 1293 and encodes 430 amino acids. Gene Ontology annotation, molecular function: FAD binding. The record is from RefSeq and is a predicted model, not a curated record. Lineage: Eukaryota; Fungi; Ascomycota; Eurotiomycetes; Chaetothyriales; Herpotrichiellaceae. The transcript has a single exon.